UCAAUGUCGGAUCCCAUCCCAUUCCGCCACCGGACACCUGCGGUCUCCUCACGCCGUCCCUCUCUUAUAUUCUCCUUCCGCUCAGCCGCCGCGGCAUAGUAAUCUUAGACCCCGAUGGACAUCGGCGGAACCAUGAAGUCACAUCGCCGUACCUCCUCCAUGAUCCAAUUCCCCUCCUCGCGCUCUGGGCCUACGCGGCUAUCCAGGAUCAACCAGGAUUCCAUGGACGAGCUACUGCCGACCGAGGCCCGCGAGCUCGAGAGGCCGCUCGCAGCUCGAAAGUUACAGUCUUGGAAGAAAAAUCUAGUCACGGAAGCGCGACCGGACGAUGCGGCCGAGGUGGCCGACGAAAUGCUAGUUCGGUCUUCCGCGGAAGGUUUGGUGGAAUACGACGGCGAUCUGCUUCUCGAUAUGGUGCAUAAUCUGCAGCACAACAUGAAACAGAGUCUUUCAGAGUGUCCAAGAGGACGGCUUUACGAGAGAUACGAGCAGUUGCGGGAUGAGAAGCUGAUGCAACAGUGGGAAUCAAUUGAAUGGAAACGGAAGAAAGACGCGAUGGAGGCGAUGGAAGAUAUGCUGGAGGAUAUCAAGGCAGAGAUGAAGAUUCAGUUUGGAUAUCUUGCUGAUAGGAGCAAUUCAGCCACUACCGGCCCUCGCCGCCCGAGGAAGCAGAGGUCUUUUAGUAUUGGUUCAGGAUUAGAAUUGAGAGAAAAGCAUCUUGUGGACAAUUUUCUUCGUCAUCCUCAGAAUUUUGAGGAGGUUCCUAUAGAUGAUUCUUCUAAAAGCUAUGACUCAAGGAGAGUACUGUCUGUCAACUCUAACAAGAGUCUGCUUUCCUCAACAAGGCCUCCUUGUCAACCUUCCAAAACUAGCUCUAGACUUACAAAGCAAAGGAACAAUUCUGAGCAUUCUUCGAUGCAAAGGUCUGUUGAAUCAUCUCACUUGAGGAAGGAAAACAUGAAGCCUCUGGAAACAGUUAGAAAAGUGACCUCUCAAUUAGACUCUAGCACAUUUGAUCGAAGCAAGAGCAGCACUGCAGGUAUGGAUGUUUUAAAGGAUCAAAAGCAGUCAAGGUUUCGUCACAUGAGAAACAGCAGCUCAGCGAGUUUCUUCGAGCUGAAAGAACUAGCACCAGUAAAUUCUGACAGUCCCAGCCUUCCAAUUUCAAGCUUUCAAGAGGAUCAAUGUACGAACACGGUCUCCAAAAUGAUGCAAGCUAGGAGUGAGCCCAAACCAUUCCUCAGGCGAGGCAGUGGCAUAGGUCCUGGUGUUGGCGCUUCUAUUGUCAAAUUGAGAGCUUCCAAAGCUUCAGAGUUCGGUGACGUUAAAUCUGUAGAUGAACGUGGCGUGUCAUUUGGUUUUACUUCCAACUCCGCAGAAAUAUCAAAAACUAAUGUGCAUGAAGCAUCGGAUAUGGACGCCUUAGCAGCAUCACCAAGAGGCAAGGCAUCUGCCAGUAAUACCCACCACCUUCACCUAAUGAGGGAAGCUGAUGCUGCUCGAGCAAGGAAGAAAUGGGGAACUGUUGAAAAACCCAACUUCGCUACAGAUUCUGAUCAACCAAUGAAGGAUGUCGCAAAGAUGUUCAAGAAAUUGUUAAAAUUUGGCAGCAAAAACAAGGCCACCGAUAAGAGAAUGACUGAUUCGUUAUCUACUUCAAUAUCGUCCGAAGGCGGUGAUGAUGCAGAAAAUGUUUCUGACAAGGGAAAACAAUCAUUAGGUGAGCUGACAAAAUCGAGGAAGCUCCACGCGCCCUGUUAUAAUGCUGCCUUGCACGACGACAGGAUCUUCUCUGAACAAGUGCCAGGUUCUUUUAUUUCUUUCCCAUCAUUCAACGGCAGAGGUACUGAAGUAAAAGCUUAGUUUAUGGGAUGAAAUUCCAGGUUUGUAUGGUUCUCUUGUAUAUUACAGUGAUGAUCAUGGGAUUGAUGAUCAUCAGUUUUUUGUUAUUGUAUAUGCAAGGGUGUAGCGAUUGUAUUGGAUAUUCAAUCUGCGAUACAUUUUCGUUGAAAAAUAUAAAUACUAAUUCUUGUAUUCGUUAU
Messenger RNA from Zingiber officinale, 2042 nucleotides. RefSeq lists its product as uncharacterized. The record is from RefSeq and is a predicted model, not a curated record. Bases 115 to 1863 code for a protein of 582 amino acids. The transcript is spliced from 3 exons. NCBI's taxonomy places the organism in Eukaryota, Viridiplantae, Streptophyta, Magnoliopsida, Zingiberales, Zingiberaceae.